AUGGCUAGUGGCGGUAUGGCGGCUCGAAGGAACCACCGCGAACCCAAGUGGGAGGCUAUCGCGCGGCCUGUUGGCCCUCACGAUACAACGCCGGCGGUCCAGGUCGAAGUCGACGGCGUCGUCGAGGUGCGCGAGCUCGGGGAGCGCGCCGUGCCUCGGCAGGUGCUUGUCCCGGAGCUGACCCAGGACGCAGUCGCCAAGGGCCUCUCGGACAAGGCGAAGCGCACCGUGUACAUCGCGGAGACCUGCGCCUUCGCAAUGCAAAAACACAUAAUAGAAAUCAGGCGCGAAAGCCCCAGCGUCACAUUUUCUUUCGAGCAUCCCUCAGGCAUCGUCCACACCAAGCCCUGGUUCCAAGAUUUUAUCGACUUGGGCCUUCGGCGCACGAAAGCGCGACCCGGCGUCCCUUCUCGAAACGCUCGAACCCGACAGCGACUCCCCCAGGUGUCUAUGUGCAAGAUGUGCGGCACCAAGCACAGCAAGACCUUCGAGCUCCUCACCGACCUCAGCCCCGCCGCCUGGCCCUACGACGACAAGUCCGAAUGCCAGCCGAGCCGCCCCUGCAAAAGCCCCAUGGAGGCCAUCCAGGCCGGCAAGAACCGGCGCCACCCCGUCCGCCUGGGAUGGGACGCCUGUGCCUCAGGGUCUAAUGCCUUAACGACGGGCGCGGCUGCGGGCGUGGCGGGCCCGGCCGCGGCGCCCGACGCAGAGGCAACUGGAGGGGGGGACGAAUCCUCCGGGGAGGAGUCCGCCCCGGCGUCCCCGGCAGCGACCGCGGCGCAACCAAGGAUGUUGAUAGCGGCUUCGCCGGGCAUGGGCGAGGGAACUGACGUGCGGAUUAAGCUGGCGAACGAUGUGUUUGGCGUGGGGGUUGUCACCGGGCAGCGCAACUUUGAUGGGACCUACCCGGUGGCAGCUCAAAGCGCGGCCAGGGAUUAUCUGGAUCAGGACGUCCUGACGCUGGUGGCAGCUGUGGAACAGGCCCUCGAAGGGGCUGAGGGCGAGGGAGUUGUUUUGGCACCUCCGGUUUUCGGUCUCUUCGACGAUGUGGAAAGCAUGCUGCAGGUGCACAUACUGCGGCUGGGAGCAGCCCUGAAGGAUGUGGCUACAAGGAAGGCCAGGAAUUCAGAGGAUCGAGGAUCCGAGCUCGCGUCAGCCUGGGUCUUUAGGGCUCAAGGUGAUGGAAGAGCUAUUGGGCGGGUCUCUGGCUCCGAAGGCCAAGGCGCUGUGCGCUGGCCUGGAGGACGCGGGUCGCACUAUGGCGGUGGCGAAAACAGUGCUGGGCAAGCCGCCGGAGGACGACUUGGGCCGAGCUCUGCAGCGGGUGGCGCGGUCCACGGGCGCUUGCGACGUGGUUGCAAGAGGAACCAAUGGCAAUACGCUGGUCACCCUCCGAAAGGGCGCGGAGGACGGGAUGGAGGAGCUGGCGCACAGGUCUGA
Messenger RNA from Aureococcus anophagefferens, 1440 nucleotides. RefSeq lists its product as hypothetical. The record is from RefSeq and is a predicted model, not a curated record. Lineage: Eukaryota; Pelagophyceae; Pelagomonadales; Pelagomonadaceae. The transcript has 5 exons. The coding region runs from base 1 to 1440 and encodes 479 amino acids.